Fulvia fulva is the source of this 1095-nucleotide messenger RNA. RefSeq lists its product as uncharacterized. The transcript is spliced from 2 exons. Lineage: Eukaryota; Fungi; Ascomycota; Dothideomycetes; Mycosphaerellales; Mycosphaerellaceae. Bases 1 to 1095 code for a protein of 364 amino acids. The record is from RefSeq and is a predicted model, not a curated record.
AUGGGCCUCUGGAUCGACUACGGCAUCGAGGACGACUCAACAAAGUUGGCAAUCCCAACAUGGGUCUGGGCUGGCCUGUUGAUCGUCUCCCUCGCCAUGAGGGUUGCAGCCAGGCUGAAGUUCCCACAAGAGAAAUCGCCACUUCGUCGCACAUACUUUGGUCCAUGGUACGGGCUCUACCUGGACGACUAUGUCCUCAUUCUGGCCGUCCUCCUCGCCCUGAUCGCCAUGGGCCUGAUUCUCUGGGCUUGUGAGCUUGGGUUCGGAAAAAGAACUGCCGAACUGAUGCUACUCAAUGACCCAGAUCUCCCAUACGGCGGAGGUCCAGCGGUGGUCGAGAUGACGAUGUUGCUCUUCUUCUGGAUGCAGAUUCUCUACAACAAGGUGAUGAUGCUCACCAAAGUAUCCGUCCUCCUUCAGUUCAUCCGAACCUUCGGCUCAGCAGUCACGAAACGCUUCCGAUACGUCUGCUGGCUGAUGAUCAUCAUCGUCGUCGGCUUCUAUACAACCAGCGUCUUCGUUGUCAUCUUCACGUGCAGUCCCAUCAAGUCGGCGUGGAUAGGACAGUGCAACGCGCAGAUCAACACUACUCUCAUCUGGAUCAUCAGAGGAUGGGUUAACACUGGCACCGAUGCCAUUAUCGUCUUGAUGCCGGUCGUCAACCACAUCAUGUCAAGCAGGAACGCAGGCAGGGACCGAACCAAGAAGACGCCGCUUCGCGAGAAUAUCGUCAAGUACGUGCUGAUCGCAGCUGGUAUUGGUGUAUGCGCCGUAGCCCUGACCCGCACGCUCAUGAUUCCCAAGGACGGCUUCGAGAAGGAUCCCAUGUGGCUAGCCAUCGACUGGUGCAUUCUUUCGGUGACGGAGGACAGUCUCUGCGUCGUCACUGUCUGCCUACUAUCGCUGAAGUGUGCAGUGUUGCAGCUCGCACCGUGGAUCAUCGGGUACAGUCCUCUCAGCAGUCGCCGCAACUCGGAUGAAGAGAUACUUGAAAACCCAGGCAGAGCGUCGAGUCUGAUGUGGAAGUGUCAAGGGCUGUGUGAGGAGAAGGAUCCGUAUCCGCAAUUGGCCGAAGAUUUCGAUGGAAAGUUCUGA